Molecule: messenger RNA, 1359 nt
Organism: Verticillium alfalfae VaMs.102
Lineage: Eukaryota; Fungi; Ascomycota; Sordariomycetes; Glomerellales; Plectosphaerellaceae
Product: amino acid transporter
Exons: 3
Coding region: 1-1359 (452 amino acids)
Source: RefSeq, a predicted model, not a curated record
AUGGCGGAUCACGACCGCUAUAAUGAUAGCGCCUAUGCGGAGGGCCGCCGCAACGAUCUUGCCGCCGCUGACGGCAUGCGUUCCCAGAAUCAUGGAAUAGCAGAUACCCCCAGAAACCCUAACGCAGGCGUUAUGGGUCACGAGAAGGCUCCUGCCGGCAGCGAUCCAUCUCUGCCAAGCUACAACAAUAGCCGCGACUCCUGGCAGGCAGCUGAGGAGAGGAAGGCAAGUCUCGGCGUCGACGGCGGCCAAGCUCAGAACAUCUUCAGCUCUGGGGAGAAGAACUACCGUACUGUUGGACGUUGGAUGGCCGGCAUCAUUUUGAUCACAAAUCAAGUCGGAAUCGGCAUUCUGUCACUCCCCCGCUGUACCGCAGGUAUCCCGCACUGCGUAAACAUUGUCGACAUGUGCAAGGUUGUUGGCGGCAAACCUCUCGAAAUUCUGGGUGGCAUCGCUAUGAUCAUCAACAUCUGCUUUACGUGCACAUCUGCUACCGUCACCGUUUCAAUUGCGCUUAACACCAUGUCGGAGCAUGCGAUCUCUGUCCUCAUCGUCAUGAUCUCACUUGGUAUCGCCGACCCCCAGGGCGCCCCGAUCCCCUUUGAGAAAGAAGUCAAAGUUAUCGGCGACCCGACCUUCCGUGAAGGUCUUACCUCGUGCCUCCAAGUCGCGUAUGCCUAUGCUGGCAACGUCGGAUUUCCCAGUCUUCUUGCUGAGAUGAAGGACCCUUCUAGUGACUUCCUCCCAGGCCUUGUAAUUCUGCAGUCCUUCUCCAUCCCGCUCUACAUCAUCGUCGCCAUUACGAUCUACUGUCUGGCCGGCCAAUACACUACGAGUCCGUCGCUCGGUUCAGCGCCACCUGUUCCAGCCAAGAUCGCCUACGGCGUCAUGCUGCCCUGUCUUCUCGCCACGGGUGUCGUCUUUGGCCACACGGCAAUCAAGUUCAUGUACGUCACGGCUAUGCGCUGGCAGAAGGCCACUGACCAGCUCACUUCCCGCAAUGUGCGCUCAUGGGGCUCCUGGGUCGGCUGCGCGACCAUCUUUUGGCUGCUGGCCUUCAUCCUCGGCAACAGCAUCCCCGUCUUCGACUCCAUCCUGUCCAUAUCCUCGGCCACCCUCAUUGCAUGGUGGACGUUCGGCAUCAGCGCCAUAUUCUGGUUCCAUCUCAACCGGGGCCAAAUGUUUGCCAACUGGCGCAAGAUAUCGCUCUUCGUUCUGAACGUACUCAUCAUCGUCAUGUCGCUGUUCAUGAACUCUGCCGGCAUGUGGGCGGCCAUCAUGGGCCUGCUGGAUGUCUUCAAUAACGAGGAAAAUGAGAUUCGUGGCCCGUUCACUUGUGCGAAUAAUGCACUCUUUUAA